Messenger RNA from Synchiropus splendidus (mandarinfish), 3572 nucleotides. Its product is annotated as corticotropin-releasing factor receptor 1-like. The transcript is spliced from 14 exons. Gene Ontology annotation, biological process: adenylate cyclase-activating G protein-coupled receptor signaling pathway; cell surface receptor signaling pathway. Lineage: Eukaryota; Metazoa; Chordata; Actinopteri; Syngnathiformes; Callionymidae. The coding region runs from base 562 to 1872 and encodes 436 amino acids. Gene Ontology annotation, molecular function: G protein-coupled peptide receptor activity; corticotropin-releasing hormone binding; corticotropin-releasing hormone receptor activity. The record is from RefSeq and is a predicted model, not a curated record. Gene Ontology annotation, cellular component: neuron projection; plasma membrane.
CUGUGGCUCAAAGGCACAUCAGCUCACUGGAUGAGAUGGAAAUUCAAAUAAUUCCACUAGAGUAUGUUCUACUGAAACCCCCCAAAAACGGUGAUACAUUUCACCUGAGCUGAUUGGGACUGAAGGUACUGUUAUAUCAUUAAGUCCACGCGCAGCGAUCGAAGACGGCUCCGGACUCAAGUGGCAGAACGUGGGCGGCGCGUCGAGGAACAUCUGAUCCACCGGAGCGACACCGGAGUCAGAAGCUGAUUCGAGGGGACGUGAAAGUCUGCGCUCGGGGGUUCUCGGGAGGAGAAAGAAAAGAAGGUGGUCCGGCGCUGCGGGGUUUCUUGUCAUGGUGCGCGUCUGUCCGCGGAGGAUUUCAGUCCAAACUGAGUUCGGAGCGGAAGGAUCGCUUUGCCACUUGCCCUGUUUGGAUCAGAUGGAAUCUAAAUCCCUGUGUCACCAGGACAAUCCGCUGCAACGUGCGUGAAACGAAGGUGAAACCGACGUUUUCCACAUCCAAGUGACGACGGGACAAUUGGCGACUUAACAAACGAUGUGAAGAGUGACGGAGUGGAAAUGCGACGCAAAGGCUUUUACCUUCUGCAGGUGUGGACCAUCGUAAGCCUCCUGCCAGCCGCCUCCUUUGCUGAGUUGACAUGUGAAGCUCUGAUGAUGCUCACAGGGAACGUGUCAAUUCACACCCUGCUGGCCGCGUGGAACCAGAGCCAGAUCAACGCCUCGGCUCAGUGGAGCGGAUCAGGCCCAUACUGCGACACUUCCAUCGACGGCAUCGGCACCUGCUGGCCCAGAAGCGGAGCAGGUCAGCUGGUGUCAAGACCCUGUCCAGAGAUGUUCUACGGCGUCAGAUACAACACCACCAACAAUGUUUACCGGAAAUGCCUUGCCAACGGCACCUGGGCACUGAAGGGGAACUACUCCAUGUGUAAGGCCAUUCUUCAUGAGGAGAAAAAAGGGAAGAUGCAUUAUCAGAUCGCCGUCAUCAUCAACUUCCUAGGUCACUGCAUCUCCAUGGUGGCGCUGCUCAUUGCCUUCUUCCUCUUCUUGUGUUUGAGGAGCAUCCGCUGCCUCAGGAACAUUAUUCACUGGAACCUGAUCACGGCCUUCAUCUUGAGAAACGCCACCUGGUUCAUUGUCCAGCUAACCAUGAGUCCGGCUGUGCAUGAGAGCAACGUGGUUUGGUGUCGCCUUGUCACCGCAUCUUUCAAUUACUUCCACUCCACCAACUUCUUCUGGAUGUUCGGCGAGGGAUGCUACCUGCACACCGCCAUCGUGCUGACGUACUCCACCGAUAAGCUGCGCAAGUGGAUGUUCAUCUGCAUCGGCUGGUGUAUACCGUUCCCCAUCAUUGUGGCGUGGGCCAUUGGAAAACUCUACUAUGACAAUGAAAAGUGCUGGUUUGGGAAGCGAGCAGGUGUUUACACUGACUACAUCUAUCAAGGUCCAAUGAUCCUGGUGCUGGUGAUCAACUUCAUUUUCCUCUUCAACAUUGUGAGAAUCCUCAUGACCAAACUCAGAGCGUCAACCACGUCAGAGACCAUCCAGUACAGGAAGGCAGUGAAGGCAACACUAGUGCUGCUCCCUCUUCUGGGAAUCACUUACAUGCUGUUCUUUGUGAACCCAGGAGAGGAUGAGAUCUCACAGAUUGUCUUCAUCUACUUUAACUCGUUUUUGGAAUCAUUCCAGGGUUUUUUCGUGUCAGUGUUUUACUGCUUCCUGAACAGUGAGGUGCGCUCAGCAGUGCGGAAGCGCUUCCAUCGAUGGCAGGAGCAGCACUCCAUCCGUGCUCGGAUGACCCAAGCAAUGUCCAUCCCCACCUCCCCUUCACGGGUCAGCUUUCACAGCAUCAAGCAGUCCACCUCGCUAUGAGAUGAGAGCGCCCUCGGCAGGGAAACGCCGGCAUCAUCACUCCUCACUGGUGCACCCACACGGAGCUGCAGGGGCGGAGCCUCAGCUCCCCCCAUACCUCACUGACUUUCAGCAGCAAAGGACACUGCAGACUUUGUGGAACUUGACUGAUCUGAAUAUGGAGCGAUCAGAACUCACUGGAGCCGCUGGGCCGCUCUAUGCGGAAUUGCUGCUUCAUCAUCAUCAUCAUCUUCACUCUCUAUAAACUAGGCUCCUGUUCCUCAGCUAUCCCUCACUGCUGCUCCAAGCGACUUUUCAGGAAGUAAUGAUCACAUUCCAGGCCUGAAGAGUUUCGUUCCAAAAACCUAAAUCCCCAACACAUUUGUGCAAGCCGAGUUGAAGUCCAGCAGGUAAUGAGCUGAAUCUGGAACCAACUCAGGCUGGUGAGUGUGUAUUACCUCCGUUGUCCUUAAUUCCUCUGAUGCUGCAGCUACCCACCACACCUCUUUCAUUAAUCCCCAACUCGCCAUCACCCGAAUAUUUUCCGUCUUGUGUUCCACUGCAACUGAACAAUUCCUCCUCCUUUUCUACUGCAAAAAUGCUCUGUGAACCAGGGUCAGGACAUAGUUUAUCUGUCUUGUUUCUCAGGAUACAAUUUGGUGGCUCUUGAGGUCAAGACAACAAUGCCUCCUUGUCUUCCGGUGGUCACAAUUGGAACAGACUUUGAACGGAUUGCUAGUCUCUGGAACAACACUUGAGAAAUGGAACAACCUUGGUGUCCUUGGGGUGGUUUUGUGCACAGCUUCGUCUUUGAGGACAGGAUACUUCCAGUGAUUCAGUCCGAGUGCAGAAAGACCAAUUCCAUUUCCACAUAUUCCAAAUUGCCAUCCAAGUUUAGACACCUACUUCCAGUUGAAUAGAGAUGAUGAGUCAUUGUCUACUAUCAAGUCUGUUUCAGUUGUUUUUUACCACUUGUAGUUUACCACUGGACAAAGUAGAGGUCUAGCCUUGGUUAUAAGCCUCUUUUUUUCCAAGAGGCUGGAACAUCCCUCGAUAAUUGGCAGUCUUAAAAUGCAGUGUUCGCUCUGAGAGGAGUACACUACCUUUAGAUGACAACAUUUUGGGACGAAACUCUUGGGCAGAACAGCAGAUCUUUCAACCAGCAUCAUUGGCCUGAAAAGGUUGCCUCCUGGAGGACACUCCGGGAUCAUUCAGGUGUCGACGUUGCUCACUGGUUAAAUGUAAAUAUGAGUAAAAGAGUGGCCAAUUUGAAGCCAGUGCUCACGGAUAACCAAAAACACUGUUAGUCUCUGUGACACCAUGUGAUCAAUGCCCACAUUCUACCUUCAGUGUUUCACCACUCACAUCCUCAUUAUUCUCCCCUUUCCUAUUUGUUUUUCCUCAUUUAAGUCACUUGAGGUUGCAAUGUUCACACUCGCUUUGGCUGUUUGGGGAAAUUGGUGACGGUUUUAGUGGAACACUCUGAACAAUUGCUGGACGAAGCCGUGCUUAUCCUGGGUUUUCCUGAAUUAAGAAAUGACAUGAUGUUGUUUUUUUAUUGUUAUUAUUUUCAAUGUCAUGUGAGCUGAUGUGUUGUUUCUGCAGCGAAAGAUACACUUACACAUGGUGAAAUAUGUGAAAUGUUAUCCACAAUAUUUAUUGUUAUUUAUUUUCCAUAUUAUUAUUUUCAUACUUGGACAAAAUGUGAUGAGAAAAUAAAG